UGGAGACAUAGGCGGGGGAUAAACAAGAGUCAACAGGGUGGUUAGGGUAGUUUUGGAGGAUUGCGGGUUGCGGUGGUAUAUAUAUCAAGAGACAAUCCCAGUGUGCGAAUUAGGGCGUAAAAGAAAAUACGAAGCCGUAGAAGAGGGCUCUUUUUUUGUGUGGAGCGCUACUUAUCCUUUUUUGAACACCCACCCACGCGCGGAAAAAAGAUGGAUCGGUACCAGAGAGUGGAGAAGCCAAGAGUGGAGACGCCAAUUGAUGAGAACGAGAUUAGGAUUACCAGCCAGGGAAGGAUGCGCAACUACAUUACUUACGCCAUGACCCUGCUUCAGGAAAAAGGAUCGGACGAAAUUGUAUUCAAGGCUAUGGGGAGAGCUAUCAACAAGACUGUAACAAUCGUGGAGUUAAUUAAGAGAAGAAUUGUUGGUCUUCAUCAGAACACUACAAUUGGAUCUACCGACAUAACUGAUAUAUAUGAACCCCUUGAGGAAGGCCUCAACACCUUGGAGUCAACAAGGCAUGUGUCGAUGAUUGUGGUAACACUGUCCAAGAAGGAAAUAAAUACAUCUUCUAUCGGGUACCAGUCACCUUUACCUGCUGAGCUCGUGAAGGCAUCGACAGAGAUUGAUUAUGAAGGAGGGGGCUCACCAAAUGGUCGUGGCCGUGGACGUGGACGUGGCAGAGGAAGGGGAAGGUUUAGAGGAAAUGGCUUUGUGUCAGCUGAAUUUGAUGAUGGAGGUUACGACCGCAGUCGCGGUAACUUCAGGGGUAGGGGCCGUGGGAGAGGACGUGGUUUCCGAGGCCGUGGAAGGGGAGGGUACAACGGGCCCCAGUUUGAUGGACAACAAGAUGGAGAGUACAAUGAAGAAGCACCUGCUCAAGGUGGCCAUGGACGUGCCCGUGGAAGGGGGGGAUAUCGUGGAAGGGGCCGUGGCUAUAGGUCUAAUGGGCCGAUCCAGGCAGCUGCUUGAGGUGCAAUAUGGGUGUCACUGAACAUCAUGCAAAUGGCCAUUGUUGUGCCUUGUCAAUCUAUGUUUACUAUCUAUCCUUUCUUUCCAUGUUUAUUUAUCUCUGCGGUAUGGCAAACUACUAAUAUUAACUGUAAGGCAUGAUCACUGUAGAUUUAGUUUAGAGUCCUAUGAGGUAAUCCCCCCGUUUUGUCAUGUAGUUUAGGUGAGAUGUUUGAACGGUUGUAAUUUUCCAUCUGGAUUCAUCAGCGUAUUCUUUUAUUUUUGUUGGGAAA
This is a messenger RNA of Prunus avium (sweet cherry), 1244 nucleotides long. Its product is annotated as Alba DNA/RNA-binding protein. Gene Ontology annotation, molecular function: RNA binding. Lineage: Eukaryota; Viridiplantae; Streptophyta; Magnoliopsida; Rosales; Rosaceae. The record is from RefSeq and is a predicted model, not a curated record.